AACCCCCCCGACGGCUCGACCUCCGCACUCAUCUUCCUCUGAUUUAUUAGGGUUUCUAACAUCGGAAUAAUUUUCCCAAAACUCGACAUCUCAGAGCUCCACUUCUGUUCAAUCGAAUUUCCGGCAAACGAAAGCAAAGAUGAGGCCGAUAUUGAUGAAAGGGCACGAGAGGCCACUCACUUUUCUCAAGUAUAACAGGGAUGGUGACCUUCUCUUCUCUUGCGCCAAAGAUCACACUCCUACUGUGUGGUUCGCAGACAACGGCGAACGAUUGGGCACAUAUCGUGGUCACAAUGGUGCCGUAUGGUGCUGCGAUGUUUCGAGAGAUUCAACACGAUUGAUUACCGGGAGUGCCGAUCAAUCAGCCAAACUUUGGGAUGUUCAGACCGGAACACAGCUUUUCACAUUCAAUUUCGAUUCCCCUGCUAGAGCUGUUGAUUUUUCCGUUGGUGAUAAGCUUGCUGUUAUCACCACCGACCCUUUUAUGGGAUUAACUUCUGCUAUCCACGUUAAACGCAUUGCUUCUGAUCCUGCUGACCAGGUCGGUGAAUCUGUACUCGUACUUAAGGGUCCUCAAGGAAGGAUCAAUAGAGCUGUUUGGGGACCUCUGAACAAGACAAUCAUUAGUGCUGGUGAAGAUGCUGUGGUUCGAAUUUGGGAUACAGAGACAGGAAAACUGCUGCAAGAAAAUGACAAGGAUAUUGGUCACAAAAAGACAAUUACUUCACUUGCAAAAUCUACUGAUGGAUCACAUUUUCUCACUGGAUCCCUUGAUAAGUCAGCUAAGCUUUGGGACAGCAGAUCAUUGACAUUGAUCAAGACAUAUGUUACUGAACGUCCAGUCAAUGCAGUUGCAAUGUCUCCACUUCUUAACCAUGUGGUGCUUGGAGGUGGUCAGGAUGCAUCUGCUGUUACCACAACUGAUCAUCGUGCUGGUAAAUUUGAAGCCAAAUUUUAUGACAAGGUUCUACAAGAAGAGAUUGGAGGGGUUAAAGGGCAUUUUGGUCCAAUAAAUGCCUUGGCUUUCAACCCUGAUGGGAAAAGUUUUUCAAGUGGUGGUGAAGAUGGUUAUGUGAGGCUGCAUCACUUUGAUCCUGACUACUUCAAGAUUCCAUCAAUUUGAUAAAAAAAAGGAAAUAUCAAGAUUUACUUUUAAAUCAUUAAAAACAUCUUUUCGGUUUUGUAGUAGAGUUGAGAUUGUGGUGAGGUAUGUUUUCACUUGGAUGUAAUUCGAGCAAGAGUAUUAUUGAAAGAUUAUUUGGAUUUGAUUCA
Lactuca sativa (garden lettuce) is the source of this 1272-nucleotide messenger RNA. Its product is annotated as eukaryotic translation initiation factor 3 subunit I. Gene Ontology annotation, cellular component: cytoplasm; eukaryotic translation initiation factor 3 complex, eIF3m. Gene Ontology annotation, biological process: cytoplasmic translational initiation. The record is from RefSeq and is a predicted model, not a curated record. Gene Ontology annotation, molecular function: translation initiation factor activity; RNA binding; protein binding. NCBI's taxonomy places the organism in Eukaryota, Viridiplantae, Streptophyta, Magnoliopsida, Asterales, Asteraceae.